AUGUCUGCCGAAAAAAGACCGGCUUCUGAUGAGCCUGGCGCGGGCCAGAUGAUCGUGAAGCGUCAGAAUGUGGGAUCGUCAACAGGAGCGCUGGCUCGACUCAAUGCCUCGGGAAAGAGCAGCGCAUUGGUUCAGACCGCACCGGUCAUGGAACUCUCCGGCCACUCGGGUGAGAUCUUUGCCGCCAAAUUUGACCCUACGGGCAACUUCAUCGCUUCCGGAUCGAUGGAUAGGAGUAUCUUGUUGUGGCGGACGUAUGGCGACUGCGAAAACUACGGCAUUCUCACUGGCCAUCGCGGCGCUGUUCUUGAUCUGCAGUGGUCAAGAGACUCCAAAAUUGUGUACUCGGCUUCAGCCGACACACACCUAGCAAGCUGGGAUCUCGAGAACGGCACUAGGAUACGAAGGUACAUUGGCCAUGACGAAAUUGUCAACACGAUGGAUAUCAGCAAACGAGGCGAGGGUAUGCUGGUGAGCGGUAGCGACGACGGCACGAUAGGACUAUGGGACCCAAGAUCGAAGCACGCGGUGGAUCACAUUGAGACCGAGUUCCCCAUCACUGCCGUUGCCAUGUCGGAGGCUGGAAACGAAGUCUACUCGGGUGGCAUCGACAACGACAUCAAGGUUUGGGACCUGCGCAAGAAGUCGGUCGUGUACUCUAUGCUCGGACACCAGGACACGGUCACCUCACUCCGAGUAUCACCGGAUUCCCAAUCGCUACUGUCGUUCUCCAUGGACUCUACGGUGAGAACAUGGGAUAUUCGUCCGUUCGCCCCGACGGACAGGCACAUCAGAACAUUUGACGGUGCUUCGGUGGGCCUCGAGAAGAACCUCAUUCGAGCCAGCUGGGACUCUGACGGCAAGAAGGUGGCUGUUGGUUCGGGUGAUGGCACUGCCACCAUUUGGUCUAGUGAGACUGGCAAGCUCAUGUAUAAGCUUCCUGGACACAAGGGGACUGUGAACUGUGUUGAGUUUGCGCCCGGCACGGAACCCAUUGGUGAGUCUUCUGAUUCAUGUAUCACUGUGACGAUGCUGAGCUAA
Messenger RNA from Colletotrichum spaethianum, 1041 nucleotides. RefSeq names its product U6 snRNA phosphodiesterase. The coding region runs from base 1 to 1041 and encodes 346 amino acids. Lineage: Eukaryota; Fungi; Ascomycota; Sordariomycetes; Glomerellales; Glomerellaceae. The transcript is spliced from 3 exons. Gene Ontology annotation, molecular function: RNA binding; protein binding. Gene Ontology annotation, cellular component: catalytic step 2 spliceosome. The record is from RefSeq and is a predicted model, not a curated record.